This is a messenger RNA of Lepus europaeus (European hare), 1110 nucleotides long. It is a transcript of the gene TMEM171, whose product is annotated as transmembrane protein 171. The transcript is spliced from 4 exons. Bases 145 to 1107 code for a protein of 320 amino acids. The record is from RefSeq and is a predicted model, not a curated record. NCBI's taxonomy places the organism in Eukaryota, Metazoa, Chordata, Mammalia, Lagomorpha, Leporidae.
GCCACGGGACUUCCAGCAGAUCAUCAGGGGACCAGCUCCAGGAAGCAGGAAUCCAUGGCAAAGGAGGGUCGUGUGCCUACGUAGCUGCUGAUCUGGCCCAGAGAAGGAAGCUGGGCGCGCCCCACGCAGGGGCCUCUCCUGGCCAUGUCUCCAGAGGCCGCCACCGAGCAGGAUGGGGAGCAGCGGAGCAGGCGUGUCAGCAGGAUCAUCUUCUUCUUCUUUGUCUUCGGCGCCGUCCUCCUGUGCGUGGGAGUCCUGCUCUCCAUCUUCGGGUUCCAAGCCUGCCAGUACGGGACCGUCUCAGACUGCAGCUUGGUACUGAAGAUCGCCGGCCCCUCGUGCGCCGUCAUGGGCCUUGGAGCUGUGAUCCUGGCCCGCUCCCGAGCCCGACUUCAGCUGCUGGAGGGGCGGAGGCGAGGCAGCCAGGCCGAUCCGGACCAAGCGUUCAUCUGCGGAGAGAGCCGCCAGUUUGCCCAGUGCCUCAUCUUCGGGUUUCUCUUCUUGACGGGCGGCAUGCUCAUCAGUGUGCUGGGCAUUUGGGUGCCUGGGUGCGGCAUGAACUGGGUGCAGGACUCGCUGAAUGAGACAGACUCAGCGGGCGCCGAGCCCCCGAUCUGCGGAUUUCUUUCCCUGCAGAUCAUGGGGCCCUUGAUUGUGCUCGUGGGACUGUGUUUCUUUGUCAUCGCCCACGUUAAGAAGAGGAACAACCUGAAUGUGAGCCAGGAGGCCCCUGAAGGUGAAGAGGGACAGACCCAGAGCAUGGAGCCCAUCCCGGUCACAGUAGGUGAUUCGGUGAUAAUAUUCCCGCCGCCGCCCCCGCCUUACUUCCCCGGCUCUUCCGAGGCGGCAGACACGCCAGCUCCUGGCGCCGGUGCUGUGCUUCCUGGGGAGAACCCGCCUCCGUACUGCAGUAUUUUCAACCCUGGGACCCCAGCACCUGAGAGCCAGGGUGAGCCCUCGGACAGAGACUGUGGAUUCGUAUAUACUAUUUCUGGGACUGACUCAUCCCCGGAGGUCUCACACACUCCGUACCUUCCAUAUGAAUUACCUCCUAGAUAUGAAGAAAAAGAGAGCAGUGCCCCUGCCUCUGAGUCUACCCCACCAUGAGCU